Messenger RNA from Microthlaspi erraticum, 852 nucleotides. The record is from the annotation of a GenBank genome assembly. Lineage: Eukaryota; Viridiplantae; Streptophyta; Magnoliopsida; Brassicales; Brassicaceae.
AUGGCGGACAAUCAUCGCAAGAAUGAGGCUUAUCUCUCAGCCGUCAUCGGAAAGCGUAUCAAACUCUUCCAAGAACACCAAGCCAAGCAGCUCGCGCAGCGACAGUCGCUGCCACACGAUCCUAUCAAAAUUACAAUUAAAGAUGGUAACAACGUGAAAGAAGUGAAAGAAGGAAGUAGAUGGCAGACCAUUCCAAUGGAAAUCGCAAUUUCUAGGGAUUUGGCAAAUCCAGCGCUGGUUUGUUCGGUUAACAAUGUUCCGUGGGACCUGAAUAGGCCACUAGAAGGAGCGCCCAUAUUCUCGGCCAGGCUCUUCUGGAGCAGGAGUAUGUGUGUAAACUAUCUGAGCCCUGUACAAAUAGAGAGGAGGGUUUCUAUUAUGAUGCAAUUCUAUGGAGAUCUUGGCUUAAACGACGAUCACUUGAGUAAAAUCGAAGACGCUGCUUCAAAAGCUGUGAGGGCAAGACAACCAUUUGAAAGGAUUCAAGUGACCAAGGAAGAGGCUCUCGACAUGUUUUCUGAUAAUGAGUUUAAGGUUGAACUCAUCAAUGACUCCAAGGAAGAGAUGAUUACAGUCUACAGAUGUGGUAACUUGGUUGAUUUUUCUGGUGGACCACAUAUACCAGAUACUUCCUUUGUCAAAGCUUUCAAGUGUUCCAAGGCAUCAGCAGCUUACUGGAAAGGUAACAGAGACCGGGAGAGCUUGCAGAGAGUUUAUGGGAUAUCUUUUCCGGAUAAAAGGAAAAUGAAGGAUUAUCUUCAUUCCAUAAAAGAAGCGGAGAAAUAUAACCACAGACUAUUGGGAAAAGAUCAGAAACUUUUCUUCUGUCACCACCUCAGCCCAGGGAGUUGA